This is a messenger RNA of Caenorhabditis briggsae, 1356 nucleotides long. It is a transcript of the gene Cbr-gcy-35, whose product is annotated as Protein CBR-GCY-35. NCBI's taxonomy places the organism in Eukaryota, Metazoa, Nematoda, Chromadorea, Rhabditida, Rhabditidae. The record is from RefSeq and is a predicted model, not a curated record. Bases 1 to 1356 code for a protein of 451 amino acids. Gene Ontology annotation, molecular function: guanylate cyclase activity; heme binding. The transcript has 10 exons. Gene Ontology annotation, cellular component: guanylate cyclase complex, soluble. Gene Ontology annotation, biological process: response to oxygen levels; cGMP biosynthetic process.
AUGUUCGGUUGGAUUCACGAAAGUUUCCGACAACUUGUAACUAGAAAGUAUGGAAAGGACAUUUGGGAGAAAAUUGUCCACAUGGCCAAAUUCGAAUUGGGCACUGAAAGUGAGAUUGCUCAUUAUUACAACGACGAUGAAACGCUUCGUUUGGUCAACUCGAUGGCCAAUGUGAUUGGAAUUCCAAUUGAAGAAAUCUGGGAGGCUUAUGGUGGAUUCUUGAUUCAAUUCACCAUGGAAACCGGCUGGGAUGAGCUGCUGAGAGCAAUGGCUCCAGAUCUAGAAGGCUUUCUGGACUCUCUCGAUUCUCUACACUAUUUCAUUGAUCAUGUGGUGUACAAGACGAAGCUCCGUGGACCAUCAUUCCGAUGUGAUGUGCAGGCGGAUGGAACACUUUUGCUUCAUUACUACUCGAAACGUAGUGGAUUGUAUCCCAUUGUUAAAGGUGUUGUUCGUGAAGUGGCUCGUCGUAUCUACGACACAGAAGUCGUCAUGAAGGUUCAAGAACGAAAGCAAGAGCAUUUGGAUGCAUUCGUCACGGAGCACGUUGUUUUUGUCAUUACCCAAAUUGAGAAUGCCAAUAGUGUCCAACAGAAAUCGAUUUCUUCAAAAGCCGACUCUCAAAUUGAUUUGUCAACGGUAUUAUUCAUUCGUCGACGGUUGACCGCGUGGAAAUUAGUACCCCAUCAUUCUCUGACGGAUUCUCCAAAAAUCCCAAAAGAUUCGGAGCAAGAAGAAGGAAUUUAUGAAAUCUCAUCUACGGACUUUGGUUUGGCCUUCCCUUAUCACAUUUGCUUCGAUCCGGACCUUUUUCUCGAACACUUUGGGAAUUUUAUCAAGAAAACCUACCCAAAUGCAACGAGACAAGAGACAAGAGUCACCGAUUUGUUGGAGUUGGUCCAUCCGGAAGUUCCAUUUUCAUACGAAUCGAUUAAGUAUUACAAAAAUUCACUUUUUGUGUUUAGAUUGAAGGGUCUCGGAGACAUUGUCCAUAACCCAUCGGAUGAGGCGAAAACCGUUCUUCUCAAGGGCUCAAUGGUUUUUAUCGAUGAGGGAAAAUACAUAUUGUACAUGUGCAGCGUUAAUGUGACUACUGUUCGCGAGCUGAUCGAAAGAAAUUUGCAUUUAUCGGACAUGCAACGUCACGACGGUACUCGUGACGUCAUCAUGUUGAAUCAGAGCAGAAUGAGUCAAGUCGAAUUGAACCGGACCCUUGAAGAAACCACGAAGAAAUUGAAGAAAAUGGCUCAAGAGCUGGAAAUUGAGAAGCAAAAAACCGAUGAGCUCCUCUGUGAACUAAUGCCUGCCUCCGUCGCGGAUAGUCUUAGAAGUGGAAAGACUAUGGACGCAAGUUAG